AUGGCUCAGUUGCUCUCACCAGUUUGCACAGAUGCACUCAAAUUCCAGAACCCAUUACAGAGUUUCUGUCCAAGAAACAGAUGUCCCAUUGCGGGUAAAAACAGUGUGAGUUGGAGCAAUCAUGGUGGAAAAAGGAAGAGUCUUGGGAGAAUGAGGGUUGCCUCUCAGGACUCUGUAUCUUAUGAAGACAUUGCAGAUGAUUAUUAUGCUGUAUUGGGUCUGCUUCCUGAUGCUACACCAGAGCAGAUAAAGAAAGCCUAUUACAGUUGCAUGAAAGCUUGCCAUCCGGAUUUGAGUGGCGAUGAUCCUGAGACAACAAAUUUCUGCAUGUUCAUAAAUGAGGUUUAUGAUGUUCUCAGUGAUCCAGUGCAGAGAAUGGUUUAUGAUGAAAUUCAUGGAUAUGCUUUGACUGCAACCAACCCCUUUUUGGAUGAUUCCUGCCCUAAGGAUCAUAUAUUUGUUGAUGAGUUUAGCUGCAUAGGUUGCAAGAAUUGUGCCAAUGUCUGCCCAGAUGUAUUUGCCAUUGAGGAAGACUUUGGAAGAGCUAGAGCUUAUAGCCAGUCUGGACAGCCUGACUCAGUUCAACAAGCAGUUGAAAGCUGCCCAGUUGAUUGUAUUCAUUGGACUUCUGCUGCUCAGUUGUCACUGCUAGAAGAUGAAAUGCGAAGAGUAGAAAGAGUAAACGUUGCCUUGAUGCUCUCGGGGAUGGGUUCAGCAUCUGUAGAUGUCUUCCGGAUGGCGACAGUUAGAUGGGAAAAGCGACAAGCCAAAGUCUUGGAAAAGGCUAGAAUGAGAAUGGUGAAGCAGAAAGAUUCCAGUAAAACUCAAAAUUAUUGGAGCAACCUCUGGGGCGAUGCCAAAGAUUAUGAAAAUGCAGAGGAAAAAGUGAAAGAGAGGGCGGCAAGAGCUGCUGCAGCUGCUCGUAGGUGGAGAGAGUACUCUAGACGGGGUGCUGACAAACCUCCGACCUUCAAACUUCCGGAAGCAGUCUCUAACAAGGAAUAGUGAGCAUAAUCUCGACACCCUUUAGAUAUCUGCGCGUAUAUAUGUAAAUUCCGGACAUGCAUGCAUGAUUAAUUAUCGGAGUCAUGUAUCGUAUGUAGAACUGUAUAUAAACUUGUAAUUUGUGAUGAAGAUAGGUAGAAAUACAGCAGAUUAUUGCUUUUACAAGAAUACAAAUCUUAAGGUAACUUGCUAUUAUUCCUGCAAUAAUAUCCAUACUUAGCUCUUGCUUUGAA
This is a messenger RNA of Sesamum indicum (sesame), 1238 nucleotides long. Its product is annotated as DNAJ heat shock N-terminal domain-containing protein. The record is from RefSeq and is a predicted model, not a curated record. Gene Ontology annotation, molecular function: iron ion binding; electron transfer activity. NCBI's taxonomy places the organism in Eukaryota, Viridiplantae, Streptophyta, Magnoliopsida, Lamiales, Pedaliaceae.